GACAACAUUUGUCUCAAAUAGAUUUUAAACAUUUAUCACUAUUCGCAUAAAAUAUUUACAUGACAACAUUAAUGAAAUUGAAAAGAUAAGAAAAGCAUUAUUUAUUAAAAUAAAAUUCGGAAAAUAAAACCCCUGACAAUCUAAAUAAACCAGUCAAUAAAAGUAGAAGCGUUGUUUAGCCUUCAUUAAACUUGAAAAAUACACUGAGGUAUUUAUAGCAUUGAAGACAUCUUUUUUUAAAAGUGAGUUAAUUAAUAAUGUUUGAAACAUAAAAAAGUGGUAAAUAUUCUAACAAUUUACAAUACAAAGUUGUUUUUAAAUUUUAAUUUUGCUGGUAACAAAAGCGCAAAAUUUAAAAGAACAAAAACAUUUUCUUUCGUUAAAGAACCAAACGGUGAAAAAUUUGAAGACAGUUCUUUUAAAAUGUUCAAAGAAUCGUUUCAAAACCCCAUUUUACGCGGAAGAAGAACCGCAGUAGCUGCAGAAUCGUAUGAUCCAUCAAAAGAUACCGAAGAAGAAGAAGCAAUAGUGUAUUAUCCUAAAACUGAAAAACAAAUGAAAUGCUUGAACGACGCCGCGAGUGGAAUAGUAUUCUUUAAAAGUUGUGAUGCGGAACAACUCAAAGUUCUUUUCGGUGCAAUGUUCGAAAAAAAAGUAAAUAAAGGUGAUGUUAUUAUUAAACAAGGUGACGAUGGUGACAACUUUUAUGUUAUUGAGAAAGGGAUAUUCGAUGUUCACGUUAAAAAAGACAGUGCUGAAAAAAUAGUGGCUACGUUAGAAGAUAAAGGGUUUUUUGGGGAUUUAGCAUUAUUAUACAAUUGUCCUCGUAAUGCAACUAUAAUAGCUAAAAGCGAAGGAGUCUUGUGGGGUUUAGACCAAAAGACUUUUAAGCGUAUAGUGGUAAAAGCAACUGCAAAAAAAAGACUUUUGUUUGAGGAAUUACUCAAAACGGUCUCGAUGCUCCAGUCUCUUACUUCUUAUGAGCUAAUGAAUUUGACGGACGCGCUAGACGUAGAGACUUUUAACUCUGAAGUUAAGAUAAUUUCAGAAGGAGAAGAGGCCUCUAAAAUGUAUUUUAUUAUGGAAGGUCAAGUAGCAGUACGAGUUAAUAGUGACGGAAUUAAAAAGGAAAUAAUCAGAUUAGAAAAAGGAAAAUAUUUUGGGGAACUUGCACUGAUUUUGCAAAAGCCUCGUGUAGCAUCUGUGUAUGCUACAAUGGACAACACAAAGUGUGCUGUCUUAAACAUUCAUGCUUUUGAAAGAUUAUUGGGACCUUGUGUUAAUAUAAUGAAACGAAAUCUUAAACAAUAUGAAGAAGAACGUAAAAGACUAGGUAUAGAAGGAAUAACUUACGAAGAAAAAUAAAAUUAUGACGUGAAAAAACUCAUAAAACUUUUAAAUAAUAGAAUUAGUAUUUUAAAAAGAUAUUAAUUCACUUAUAUAUUAUCCGAUGUAUUAUAUCGUUACAGUUAUCUUUUACUUAUGAAAGUUGAAGAGUAUCUUUUUUACUUAUGAACGUUAAGGGGUAUCUUUUUUAUAUAUGAACGCAGAGGGGACUAAGUUUUGACUUGUCGCAACUAUUUUCUUAAAUUAACUGAUCAAAGCUAAAUAGGCAGAUGGAAAAAAGUUUUUGUCAACGAAUGAACGCUAUUGAAUUAACUUCAGAAACCCCAUUGAAGUCAUUUUAUCAACGUUUUUAUUAUUUUGCAUAUAACAAAAUGUAGUAAAAAAAACCAUUUCUUACCUUGUUUCUUAAACGUUGUAUAGAUUGUUACAAACAUUGAAUGAAAUUUUUUAUGGAAUAAAGAUACGAUCAAAAAUUUGUAAAUAAAUUGCCAAAAACCCUUUGCGAAAAGUCCUUCCUUAGCAAACAGAACCAAAUUUAAUAUUCUAUUAAUUAUUCGGUGCCGUUUAUGCGUCCCAUGCUGUUUUUGUUUUUUUAUAUUUGCUUUGGUUAAUUGUUUUAUUUAUGAUCUUUUUUUACUUUUAAAGAAUAGAUCAGACAGUUUUUAAUAAAAAUAUCAAACAGUUGUUUUUCUUGACCGAAAUAAAUAAAUAAAAAAAGCAUAAAAAGAAAAAGAAGUUAAAGAAGCUGUUGAACUGUUUAUUAAAACUUCAUCUUGAAUAGUAUCCCCGAAAAAUAUAUUUGUGUAAAUAAUUGUAGUUUGUUAACCGAUUUUUAUUGAUAAAUAAGUUAUUGUUUUGA
Molecule: messenger RNA, 2206 nt
Organism: Hydra vulgaris (swiftwater hydra)
Lineage: Eukaryota; Metazoa; Cnidaria; Hydrozoa; Anthoathecata; Hydridae
Product: cAMP-dependent protein kinase type II regulatory subunit
Biological process (GO): negative regulation of cAMP-dependent protein kinase activity
Cellular component (GO): cAMP-dependent protein kinase complex
Molecular function (GO): protein kinase A catalytic subunit binding; cAMP-dependent protein kinase inhibitor activity; cAMP binding
Source: RefSeq, a predicted model, not a curated record